AAAAUUCAACUAUGUCACCUAAAUUCUCUUCUUUCCCAAUCAAACAAAAGAGAAAUUGCAAGAGUAAGGCAAAACAGCUUGUUGAAAAAUCUGAGAUGGAAGAAUGAGCUCUUUGAAAAUGGAUUCCACUAUGAAUUCCACAUUUCUAUUGUGCUUUCUUCUUUUCUCUACUUAUCUGAGCUAUGGGGUCGCGUCAAGUUCAUCUGCGACCACUACGAUGCAUACUAACAAUUGGGCUGUUUUGGUCUGCACUUCUCGUUUCUGGUUUAACUACAGACACAUGGCUAACACUUUGUCUUUAUACAGAACCGUAAAACGAUUAGGCAUACCUGAUGAAAGAAUUAUUCUGAUGUUGGCUGACGAUAUGGCUUGCAAUACUCGAAAUAAAUACCCUGCACAGGUCUUCAACAAUGAAAAUCACAGGCUAAACCUUUAUGGAGAUAACGUUGAGGUAGAUUAUCGAGGUUAUGAAGUAACGGUUGAAAAUUUUCUGAGGGUGCUGACUGGACGUCAUGAAACAGCUGUUCCAAGAUCAAAACGUCUUCUUAGUGAUGAAGGAAGCCACAUACUUCUGUACAUGACAGGGCAUGGCGGAGAGGAGUUUUUAAAAUUUCAGGAUUCAGAAGAACUUCAAAGUCAUGAUUUAGCUGAUGCAGUGAAACAAAUGAAAGAAAAGCGUAGAUUCAAGGAGCUGCUAAUAAUGGUUGACACUUGCCAAGCUGCUACUCUUUUCUCGCAGCUUCAAUCACCUGGCGUAUUGACAAUUGGGAGUAGCAUGAAAGGAGAAAAUUCAUACUCGCAUCACUUGGAUGCUGAUGUUGGCGUCUCAGUUAUUGAUCGAUUCACAUUUUAUACUCUUGCAUUUUUUGAGAGGGUGAACAUGUAUGAUAAUGCCUCAUUGGGCAGUCUUUUCAGUUCAUAUAACCCAAAUACACUGAUGUCAACGGCAUAUUAUCGAACAGAUCUAUACCCUCGCCGACUAGAAGAGGUACCCGUGACAAACUUUUUUGGUUCAGUCAUGGAGACGAUACACACUGAUUCUGCAUAUAAAGCAUUCGCUGGCAAAGACUCCAAGAAGUCUACAUUAGAGAUGCCUCUUCGGCAGUCCAGCCAAGACUUACGACGAGCACUUGCAAGUUCAGAUGUUCAGUAUCCAACUAGUGACUCAAAUGUUGAGGAUCCACAAGAUUCCUGUCCUUUCACAAACUUUUGGAUUUCUAUGCAUGGUAAAAUGAACAAGGUUGAGGGUCUUGAUAGCUGGGUGAACUAUGGCUUGUUUUUGAUGUUUCCAAUGGUGGCAAUGUCUUCUUGGAUCUAGUCUUGAAGUUUCAGAAGUGGAGACAAGACAUCAAAUGGAUACUCUGAAGGAGCGCCAUGGUCCUGCGUUGUUUCAUUUCCAUGUUUGUUGAAAAUGUUGGCCCAGUAGAAGCUGUUCUAUCUCACCAAAAAUACACAAGCAACUAGUUGAGGUGCCACCCUUGCACUGCAAAAUAGAAAUUGCAGAAACUCUUUGACAAAUAGUGCAAUGUAGAAAUUCUUCCCAAGUUCUCUGAUUUGGGAGACAUCAAAUAGUUGAGCUAUUAAUACUAUACCAUUCCAUAUGGUUUGAUUUUUAAA
Molecule: messenger RNA, 1617 nt
Organism: Solanum stenotomum
Lineage: Eukaryota; Viridiplantae; Streptophyta; Magnoliopsida; Solanales; Solanaceae
Exons: 11
Coding region: 104-1318 (404 amino acids)
Biological process (GO): attachment of GPI anchor to protein; protein localization to cell surface; proteolysis
Cellular component (GO): GPI-anchor transamidase complex
Molecular function (GO): GPI-anchor transamidase activity
Source: RefSeq, a predicted model, not a curated record